ACAAGGAUGAGAACUACUUCCCACCUUGACCUGUUAGUCGAGGAAUGGCUUGCCAUUGAUGUGAACCCAGAGACUCGUGAAGAAAUUUUCCAAUUGCAGAAAAGGGCUCAAUAUGAAGAGUUAGAUAAGAGAUUAAGUACCCGAAUUGCCUUUGGUACUGCUGGCCUUCGGUCAAGUAUGCAAGCCGGAUUUGCUCAUAUGAAUGAUGUGACCGUGUUGCAGGCUUCCCAGGGACUCGUCCAAUACCUUUGCGAGAAUGUGGGAAACUCGAAAGACCUUUCAAUUGUGGUUGGAUAUGAUCAUAGACACAAUUCGCAAAGAUUUGCAGAAUUAACGGCAAGUUGUGCGCUUCUCCGAGGGUUCAAGGUUUAUUAUCUUGGAUCCAUUACUGCGUUAUCUAGACAGUCACUUGCUCUUUCUAAGACCGAAUCGGCUCUGUUUGUCGUCUGUGAGAGUUAUGACAGUGUGGUACACACCCCAAUGGUUCCAUUUUCAAUAAAUCAUUAUGGUGCUUCAGCUGGGGUUAUGGUAACUGCCUCGCAUAACCCUGCUCAAGACAAUGGAUAUAAAGUAUACUAUAGCAACGGAUGUCAGAUCAUCCCACCACAUGACGAUGGUAUAGCGACUUCGAUCUCAAAUAAUUUGAUCCCGUGGGAUGGUGUUUGGGAUAUUGUUGAACAAUUUACAAAUGGGAUUAUAAGUGGGAAAUUGGUUAAUAUCCAUGAGGAAGCUCAUGACAAGUAUCUUGAUGCCAUGACAGCAUUGAUAAACCCUCCUUAUUGUCAAUUGGAUUAUCUGUUUGUUUACACCCCAGUUCAUGGGGUUGGGUUAGAUAUUUUUGCAAAGAUGUACCGUCAAUUCUUUGAUCUGAAAGACGGAUUUUCAGUAGCUUUAGAGCAAGCUUAUCCAGAUCCGGAUUUCCCAACCGUUAGUUUCCCUAAUCCUGAAGAAAAGGGUGCAUUAGAUAUUGCCAUGCAACAGGCCGAUAAAUUGAACCGUAACCUUGUAGUUGCCAACGAUCCAGACGCUGACAGGUUCAGUGUAGCUGUUAAGUCAAGCACUACUGGAACUUGGAAACAACUUACUGGGAAUGAAAUUGGGUUUCUCUUCGCAAUGUGGACGAUUGAACAAACUCCGAAAUAUGACUUGGAAAAGACAUAUCUUGUAAAUUCAACCGUUUCAUCGCAGGUACUUAAAUCCAUGGCUGAUUACCAUGGAUUCCAUUUCGAAGAUACACUCACUGGAUUCAAAUGGAUUGGGAAUAGAGCCAUUGAAUUGAAAAAAGCAGGAUGGAAAGUCCCAUUCGGUUACGAGGAAGCUAUUGGAUACAUGUUUGGACUGGUGAAUGAUAAGGAUGGAAUUGCAGCAUCAGCUAUUUGGUUACAAUUGUAUCAGAAAUGGUUUGCCAAUAACCAGGGUAAAUCUGCCCUUGACAAACUUGUAGAAGGAUAUGAAAGAUAUGGAUGGUUUAAAGAAUGUAAUGGGUACUACAAAUUGGAUGAUUUAUCGAAAACUGCAAAGAUUUUCCAAACCGAUAUUAGACAGUCAUUUGAUGGUGAUUUCCCAAAUAAUAUAGGUGAUUUAGAGGUUAUUUCUUGGAGAGAUCUUACUAUUGGGUACGAUUCAACUACUAAAAGUCAUAAACCAAAACUUCCAACUGAUGCAAAAUCACAAAUGAUCACGGCUACGGUGAGACCUAAGGACGGUUCUAAAGAUGAACUGAUUAGAUUCACCUGUCGUGGAUCUGGAACUGAACCUAAAUUAAAAGUCUACAUUGAGGCAAAGUCAAAUUUGGGUGAAGAAAGAGCAACAGAACUUGCAAGGUAUUGUUGGGACACUCUCAAAACCCAAUGGUUUAAGCCCGAAAUCAAUGGAUUGAAAGAAGUAGUAUAA
Molecule: messenger RNA, 1893 nt
Organism: [Candida] anglica
Lineage: Eukaryota; Fungi; Ascomycota; Pichiomycetes; Serinales; Debaryomycetaceae
Source: the annotation of a GenBank genome assembly